This is a messenger RNA of Trifolium pratense (red clover), 2772 nucleotides long. RefSeq names its product BTB/POZ domain-containing protein NPY1. Bases 672 to 2522 code for a protein of 616 amino acids. Gene Ontology annotation, molecular function: protein binding. Lineage: Eukaryota; Viridiplantae; Streptophyta; Magnoliopsida; Fabales; Fabaceae. The transcript is spliced from 4 exons. The record is from RefSeq and is a predicted model, not a curated record.
GUAAAUUUAGAUGAUAUAAAUCAGCAUUUAUUUAUUUAUAUAUGGAGCGAGAGACAAAGGCGUCAGAGGGUGGAAACGAUCAUGAUUCACGUAGCAGAGAAAGUGUGUUUGGCUCAGAAUACAGAAUAGAAAGAAACACUAGCUGCACCACAACAACAACAGAACAGACUACUACACUAGAGUAGAGUAGACCCCUCAUUCACUCUCUCUUUUAUUUCUUUUGAGAUUUGCGCCUCAACCAUAUUCUUCACUCACUCUGCAUCACCAUGCUUUAAUCCAAAUAAGGCGGCCGAGCCAAUCUCUCUCUCUCUCUCUCUCUCUCUCUCUCUCUCUCUCUCUCUCUCUCUCAUAUUUCAACUUUUUCAAUUAUUUCUGACGCCAUCUUCUUUUCUUCACCAACAAACAUUAAUAACACCAUUCAUUACCUUCCAUUUCUUAACACGUUUUCUCUCUUCUUUCUUUUUCAUUUUCUGCAUCCUUCACCUUUUCAUUCUCUUCUCCAACUACAUCUAACACACUCUCUUUGUUUCAAUGUCUUACUUCAAAACAAACAUGGACCUACCUUGUUCUUUUGUCUGAAACUGUGUUUUUUUUUUAUAACUAUUUUUUAUUUGGGUCUUUUUCCUUUGUUUGGUUUGAAGGAGAGAAAGAAAAAAAACAAGUUAAAGAAAAUGAAGUAUAUGAAGUUGGGUUCUAAGCCUGAUGCACUUCAAUCUGAUGGGAAGUUUGUCAGGUACAUAUCUUCUGAACUAGCUACAGAUAUUAUCAUAGCCGUUGGUGACGUUAAGUUUGACCUUCACAAGUUCCCUCUAUUGUCGAAGAGCAAUCACUUACAAAAGUUGGUGUCAAAGGCUAACGAAGAUAAUUCUGAUGAAAUCUACUUGAACGAUUUCCCUGGUGGGCCUAAGGCCUUUGAAAUAUGUGCAAAGUUCUGCUAUGGAAUGACCGUUACUCUAAAUGCAUACAAUGUCGUGGCUGCUCGAUGUGCUGCCGAGUACCUUGAGAUGACGGAGAAUAUUGAUAAAGGAAACUUGAUAUUUAAAAUUGAUGUGUUUCUUACCUCGAGUAUCUUUCGAAGCUGGAAGGAUUCUAUAAUUGUUCUCCAAACUGCUAAAUCGCUUCUCCCAUGGUCCGAGGAUCUAAAGAUCAUUGGGAGAUGCAUAGAUUCCAUAGCUUCUAAAACUUCUGUGGAUCCGGUGAACAUCACGUGGUCUUAUACUUACAACCGGAAAUUAGCACAGGUCGAUAAAAUUGUUGAGGAGAAGAUAACAUCAAAAGAGAAAAUUGAGUCUGUUCCGAAGGAUUGGUGGGUUGAGGAUAUAUGUGAGCUAGAUAUUGAUCUUUAUAAACGUGUAAUGAUUACUGUGAAAUCAAAGGGAAGAAUGGAUGGUGUUGUGAUCGGGGAGGCGCUGAAAACAUAUGCAGUUAGGUGGUUACCUGAUUCUGUUGAUGCGCUGGUUUCCGAUGACCAUGCAUGGAGAAACAAAUCUCUGGUAGAAACAAUUGUCUGUUUAUUGCCUUGCGAUAGUGGUGUUGGUUGUUCUUGUAGUUUCUUGCUGAAGCUAUUGAAAGUGGCCAUACUCGUUGAAGCCGAUGAAUUGUCCAGAAAAGAAUUGAUGAACAGCAUCAGCCUAAAAUUGCACGAAGCUUCGGUCAAAGAUUUACUUAUUCCAGCUAGGUCUUCUGCGACUACUACUUAUGAUAUUGAUUUGGUGCAAGAUCUUUUGAAUCGGUACAUGACUAAUGAAAAGAAAAACUGUGAUUCGGAGAUUGUUGAAAAGAAAGAUAAAGUAUUUGGUGAAUCUAUUUUAGGGAAUAGGGCGAUAUUGAAUGUCGGCAAGUUGGUCGAUGGUUAUCUUGGAGAAAUUGCACAUGAUCCACAUCUCAGCCUCUCUAGUUUUGUCGAUUUAUCACAGUCAAUUCCAGAUUUUGCUAGACCAAAUCAUGACGGUUUGUACAGAGCUAUCGACAUCUACUUGAAGGAGCACCCAAGUUUAACAAAAUCUGAAAGGAAGAACAUAUGUGGACUGAUGAAUGUCAAGAAAUUAACUUCGGAGGCAUCGGCGCACGCUGCAGAGAACGAACGUCUUCCACUUCGAGUUAUAGUGCAAGUUGUGUAUUUUGAACAUCUUCGAGCUGCAGCCAACGCUCAAGCAUUUGCUAACAGUCUACGUGAUCCUCCACGCACACUGGUGAACGAAGAUGAAGAAUACGAGAAGACCACGGUAAAGAGCUGCCAUUCCCUCAACAGACAAACAAGUCGCAUGAAGCUUAAAGACGAUGAGUUUCGUAAGAGUGUGAAAAUGAACAAAAGUAGCAGCAAAAACAGCAAAAGUGGCAUGCAAUUGUUACCGUCGCGGUCGAGGAGAAUAUUUGACAAGUUAUGGAAUGUUGGUAAAGGACAAGGAGAGAAUAGAAGCUCAGAGACUUCAGGGAGUUCUAAUAGUCCAACUUCUAUAGUCCUUGGAGAUACCAAAUCUUCUGGCUCAUCAUUAAGACACCAAAGACAUUCCAUCUCUUAGGGAGUUACAUGAAAUUAUUUGGAACAAGAGAAAAGAAUGUGCAGAUUGAUGUGAAGUGUAAAGUGUUAGGAUGUUGAACAUUGUUUGGAAUUCAUGCAUGUAAUCAGGAUUAAGGUCUUUCACUAGCAUUGGAAAAAAAUGUAGUAACAUUUUUGUGUUUUGUUUCUUAGGUUUCUUUAUCUAGCUAGUGUAGAAUCAAACUUUGAUCAAUGCACUACUUUUGUGACUUCAUUUAAAGCACUUUGUUCUA